Molecule: messenger RNA, 1869 nt
Organism: Archocentrus centrarchus (flier cichlid)
Lineage: Eukaryota; Metazoa; Chordata; Actinopteri; Cichliformes; Cichlidae
Product: E3 ubiquitin/ISG15 ligase TRIM25-like
Exons: 2
Coding region: 1-1869 (622 amino acids)
Molecular function (GO): protein binding; zinc ion binding
Source: RefSeq, a predicted model, not a curated record
AUGGCUGAGCGAGGACUUCAGCUUGACCAGGAGAAGUUUUGCUGCUCCAUCUGUCUGGAUCUGCUGAAUGAACCAGUGACGACCUCCUGUGGGCACAGCUUCUGUAAGGGCUGUAUUAAAAAGCAUUGGGAUGCAGAGGAUCAUCGGGGAGCCCACAGCUGUCCUCACUGCAGACAGACCUUCAUACAGAGGCCGGUGUUGGGGAAAAACACCAUGUUAGCAGAGUUGGUGGAGGAGCUGAACAAUAGUGGACUCCAAGCUGCUCCUCAUCCUCAGCACUAUGCUGGACCUGGAGAUGUGGCCUGUGACGUGUGCACUGAGAGGAAGCUGAAAGCCUCUAAGACCUGUCUGCAGUGUGUGGCCUCCUACUGUGAGCUCCACCUCCAGCCUCACUACGAAUCCUCGACGUUUCAGAAACACAGGCUGGUCGAAGCCUCGGCAAAGCUCCAGGAGAACAUCUGCUCUCAUCACAACAGAGUGAAGGAGGUCUUCUGUCGCAGCGAUCAGCAGUGUGUCUGUUACCUCUGUGCUUUGGAGGAACAUAAAGACCACGACACAGUGUCAGCUGCAGCAGAGAGGUCUGAGAGGCAGAGAGAGCUCGGGCCGAGGUGGCAAAAACUCCAGCAGAGAAUCCAGGACAGAGAAAACGACAUGAAGCUGCUUCAGCAGCAGGUGGAGGCCCUCAGUGACUCUGCUGAUAGAGCAGUAAGGGACAGCCAGACCAUGUUCAGCCAGCUGAUGCGACUCAUAGAGAAACGAAGCUCUGAUGUGGAGCAGCAGAUCAGAUCCCAGCUAGAAACCGAACUGAGUCGUGUUAAAGAGGUUCAGAAGAAGCUGCAGCAGGAGAUCACUGAGCUGAGGAGGAAAGACGCUGAGCUGGAGCAGCUCUCACGCACAGAAGACCACGGCCAGUUUCUCCUCACCUACCCCUCACUGUCAGGGCUCAGUGAAUCCACACGAUUGGCCGGCAUCAACAUCCAACCUCAGAGCUACUUUGAAGAGGUGACGGCAGCUGUGUCAGAGCUCACAAAGAGCCUACAGAGCAUCCUGAGUCAGGACCCAUCUGAGACCUCACUGACUGAAGGGGAGGCUUUACAUGGAGCAGAACAGCACAUGACUUUAAUGAAGCAACAACUGUGCUUGCCACCAGAAGACUCCAAGGCUUUUGUCAAACACCAACCACGUUUGGUGCUACCACCACCAUCUGUACGACUACCACCAGAGUUGAAGACUUUAGCUAAACAGCCACUACCUCUGGUGCUGCCACCACCAUCUUUCCAGCCACCAGCAGUGCCCAAGACCAGAGAUGAGUUCCUACAAUAUUUCCAGCACAUCACCCUGGAUCCAAACACUGUGAACAAAGGGCUUGAACUGUCUGAGGGGAACAGGAAGGUGACGUGGCUGAAUAAAGUUCAGUCUUAUCCUGAUCAUGCGGAGAGAUUCAGUGACAGUUUUCAGGUUCUGAGCACAGAGAGCCUGACUGGUCGAUGUUACUGGGAGGUGAAGAGGACCCGGUCUGUUUCAGUAGCAGUGGCAUACAAGAGUAUCAGCAGAACAGGAAGUGGAAGUGUUUUUGGAGACAAUGACAAGUCUUGGACAACAUAUUGUUGCUUGAGUAAAUAUGAAUUCAAACACAACAGCACCAUUACUUUCCUCUCGGGUCUUCGGUCUUCCACAGUCGGGGUGUACCUGGAUCACAGUGCAGGUGUUCUGUCCUUCUACAGCGUCUCUGAAACCAUGACUCUCCUCCACAGAGUCCAGACCACAUUCACUCAGCCCUUACAUGCUGGACUUUGGGUCGGCUUUGGAUCCUCGGCUGAGCUGGUCGAGCUUCAGCAGUUUGGAGGUGUUAAGCGGGAGCCUUUGUGA